Messenger RNA from Phascolarctos cinereus (koala), 1779 nucleotides. RefSeq names its product tsukushi, small leucine rich proteoglycan (gene TSKU). Gene Ontology annotation, cellular component: extracellular matrix. NCBI's taxonomy places the organism in Eukaryota, Metazoa, Chordata, Mammalia, Diprotodontia, Phascolarctidae. Gene Ontology annotation, molecular function: protein binding. The record is from RefSeq and is a predicted model, not a curated record.
AGGACCAAACGGGCUGGACCAGAGGGGGAAAGGAGCUGAGCACUUUUGAGACACUCCCUAGGGUGGGAGAAGCCGGCUGCGGGGCGGAAAGAGGCGGGACCGGGGCGGGCCUGGAGGGGAGGAGGAGCGAGCCCUGACUCGGGCCCUUUCGCGACGCUCCCUGGAGCUCCUGGGCAGCUGUUCCGCGGUGCCUGCGGGAAGGAGGGAGGUGGCAGCAGCGGCAGCCGCCGGAGGAGGAGAAAGAGGAGGAGGAGGACACAGGCACGCACAGAGGGGAUGAGAGCCCCGCGCUCGGGCUAGGCGGCGGCCGCAGGAUGAGCAAAGACAGGCUGGAGAAGGGGCUGGCGGCCCAGGCGAAGGACUGAGCACCGCGGGGAGGGCGAGCGCCACUGCAGCCGGCAGACUAGACGGGAGCGCUGGAAGGCUGCACAAUGCUGUGGUCCCUCUGGCUUCCUCUCCUGUUCCUGGCCCCUUGUGCCAGGGCCAUCCACCCAUGUUUCCCAGGCUGCCAUUGUGAAGUGGAAUCCUUUGGCCUGUUUGACAGCUUCAGCUUGACCCGGGUGGACUGCAGUGGCCUGGGUUCCCACAUUGUCCCAGUCCCGAUCCCCCUGGACACAACCUACCUGGAUCUGUCCUCUAACCAGCUGGAGGCAGUCAAUGAGUCCAUGCUCACAGGACCAGGUUACACCACUUUGGUGGGCCUCGACCUGAGCUACAACCGCAUCACCAAGAUUUCUUCCACCACCUUCUCCCGGCUCCGAUAUCUAGAGUCCUUGGACCUAAGCCACAAUGCGCUGGCGGCCCUGCCUGAGGAGAGCUUUGCCAGCUCUCCCCUGAGCGAAGUGGAUCUGAGUAGUAACAAGCUAACAGAGAUCUCCAUGGACGCCUUUACUUCUCGAGGGCAGGGGAAACCCCUCAAUGUGGAUCUCUCCCAUAACCUCCUUACCCGGGUGAUUCGGCCACACCUGGACAGGGGCACCCCCAACAUCCAGAGCCUAAACCUCUCCUGGAACCAGCUACAGGACGUGCCUGACCUCCAGGGUCUCCCCCUGCGCUACCUCAAUCUGGAUGGCAAUCUCCUGAGCAGGGUCCAGGCAGGGGCCUUCGCUGGGUUGAAGGACCUCAUUCACCUGUCACUCAGCAGCCUCCGCCGCUCUACAGAGCUUGCCCCGUUUGCCUUCCGUGACUUGCCGAGCCUCCAGGUUCUGGACUUGUCAGGCAACCCCAGCCUUCAGUCAGCCAGGGCCGAGGUCUUCUCCAGCUUGAACUCUCUGCAGGAGCUGAAUCUAUCAGGCACGGGGCUGGCAGUCCUGCCUGACAGGCUUCUGAAAUACCUCCCAUCCGUCAAGAGCAUCACCCUGGGGAAGGACAUCUGGUGUGUCAAGGUGGUCAAAGAGGGCCAAUACCGACGAGAGCUGGGCCAGACCAGAAAGGAAGUCUUGUACUGCCAUGAUGGCCACGGCGCCAUGGCCAAAGCCCCCUAUGUGUUGUAAUAAACGUCACAGAUAUCACCAGGAGAGGUGGAAAUAGGGAAGGCCCCUGGAGGGUCUGGGGAAGGGUAGGACCCACAUGGAGGUGGAAGGAAGAAAAGCUACACUACACCUCCAUUGCAAGCAGAUACUGAGGCCUACCCUCAUGCCAUUUUUUUUGGGUAAGCCUGUCAGUUUAAUUUAUAUUUAUAUGUGCCAAUACCAGGUUCAACUCCUGAUAGAGAAAGAGAGAGAGAGAGACAGACAGACAGAGAGAGAGAGAGAGAGAGAGAGAGAGAGAGAGAGAAAG